Molecule: messenger RNA, 426 nt
Organism: Rhizophagus irregularis DAOM 181602=DAOM 197198
Lineage: Eukaryota; Fungi; Glomeromycota; Glomeromycetes; Glomerales; Glomeraceae
Source: RefSeq, a predicted model, not a curated record
AUGUGUGAAAAAGAUAUUGCUGGACCCUUCAUAAAUCAUAAUCCAACCUUUACAGGAAACCCCUUAAUGGGCAAUACUGGAAGUAUUCACGGCGGAUCUUUUUUUAAUGUGUCAAAAAGAGACAAAGAGGAAGAUCAAAAGGAGAAAACAAAACGUACAAAAAUUGAACAUUAUGUCUCAGAUGAAACUCAAGAUGAACAACAACCAUUUGAGAAUGUCAACAACGAUAAUAAAUUAACUUUAGUGCCAUCGGAUGAUGAACAGUAUCACCAGUCUGAUGGAUACACUACACCAUCACGUAACACAAUGGCAAAAGAUUUGAUAGCUGAACUUCCUAGUGUCGCUGAACGUCAAAACAAAAUACAUAUUGAUAUUGAUAUUGAUAAUAAUCCUUUCCUGGAGGAAAGGUAUCAUCCUGUCAAUUGA